Elephantulus edwardii (Cape elephant shrew) is the source of this 567-nucleotide messenger RNA. RefSeq names its product eukaryotic translation initiation factor 5-like. Gene Ontology annotation, cellular component: cytosol. The record is from RefSeq and is a predicted model, not a curated record. The transcript has a single exon. Gene Ontology annotation, molecular function: translation initiation factor activity; GDP-dissociation inhibitor activity; eukaryotic initiation factor eIF2 binding. Lineage: Eukaryota; Metazoa; Chordata; Mammalia; Macroscelidea; Macroscelididae. Gene Ontology annotation, biological process: formation of cytoplasmic translation initiation complex; formation of translation preinitiation complex; translational initiation. The annotation marks the transcript as partial.
AUGUCUGUCAACGUCAACUGCAGUGUGUCAGACCAGUUCUAUCGCUACAAGAUGCCCCGUCUGAUUGCCAAGGUUGAGGGUAAAGGAAAUGGAAUCAAGACAGUUAUAGUCAACAUGGUUGACGUUGCAAAGGCGCUUAAUCGGCCUCCAACGUAUCCCACCAAAUAUUUUGGUUAUGAGCUAGGAGCACAGAUCCAGUUUGAUGUUAAGAAUGACCGCUACAUUGUCAAUGGAUCUCAUGAGGCGAACAAGCUGCAAGACAUGUUGGACGGAUUUAUUAAAAAAUUUGUUCUCUGUCCUGAGUGCGAGAAUCCUGAAACAGAUCUGCAUGUCAAUCCAAAGAAACAAACAAUAGGGAAUUCUUGUAAAGUCUGUGGCUACAGAGGCAUGCUUGACACACAUCAUAAACUCUGCACUUUCAUUCUCAAAAACCCACCUGAGAAUAGUGACAGUGGCACAGCCAAGAAAGAAAAGGAAAAGAAAACCAGAAAGGGCAAGGACAAGGAGAACGGCUCUGUGUCCAGCAGUGAGACGCCACCACCUCCACCUCCACAUGACAUCAGCCCU